Messenger RNA from Nerophis ophidion (straightnose pipefish), 4956 nucleotides. Its product is annotated as photoreceptor outer segment membrane glycoprotein 2-like. The coding region runs from base 3633 to 4706 and encodes 357 amino acids. The transcript has 6 exons. Lineage: Eukaryota; Metazoa; Chordata; Actinopteri; Syngnathiformes; Syngnathidae. The record is from RefSeq and is a predicted model, not a curated record. Gene Ontology annotation, biological process: visual perception. Gene Ontology annotation, cellular component: membrane.
UCCCCAAGUAGCCUGGAACGUUUUAAAGCCGACGAGCUUGGUUCCGAUGGAGGUGACAACAAAGCUGGUGGAUCUUACCCCACUCCAGGAAGUCGGUGACGUGCUUCUCCCUCCUGAGGGAACAGUUGGAGCACUCGCUGUGCACGCAGAUGAGAAGGUCCAGCAGGGUCUCCACGCUCAAACAUUCCGACAUCUUGCGCUCCAGCAGCAUCUCCUCGAGCCGCUUCAGGCGGACUUGGGCGGACAUUCUCACGCCUUUAAGCCUCCUUUUUAGGCUCUCGUUCGCUGCUAAGCUCCGCUAGCCGCCUUCUCCCUAGCUUCGCGAAAACAUUCCCGACAGUGCGGCGUCUUCGUGGCUCACCAACGGUACCGUCAGUCCGUCGUGUGUCGACCUGUUCAACCGACGGGCCCGCGCCGGAGUGUGCUUUAAUCCCACCACAAAUCUGGACUUUUCCUUGCCCCGAUGUCGCCUCACGUUAGCCGCCGCUGCUGCAUGUUGGCCAGCGGCCUAAAAGCUCGGGACCCCGCCCGGCUCCAACGGGACCGAGUCACUUAAGUCGACAGCGCCCCUGGACACCGCGGGAGAGCGUGCUGGUCGGUUUAGGUCCGUUUUUUUCGGUGCUUUCCAGGCGGACCACCGGUGUGGUUGAUCAGCGGGAAUAUGGCUGAAUCCAGGACGACUUGGCUCCUCCAGGACAAGAUGACGAUACUUCAAACCACUUCCGAUAAGAAGCAACGACUCCCGGAAAUUGGCCCCUGUGAACGACAAAUUUUGAUGAAUCAAACUGGAAGCCCCGCCUUCUCUUUUUUUUGUUUUUAAUGUUUAUUUAUACAUUUCAACAAUUACAAACAGAGCCAGGAGGGGACGAGAACAGACGCGUGUGUCGUCACGGUGGUGACGUCAUCCGACCGCUCAGCUGGCAACAAACGGCUUUUGACAACUGAUAAACAGUAAAUGGUCACAAUUCACAGACAGAAAAACAAAAGUUUCUUGUGAACCUCUUCAUUUCAUUUCUGGCUGUCCUGGAUGUGAGAAUAACAACAAUAUCAGAUAACUUCAAAGGGGUAGAAUGAAAGAUAAAAGGAGAUCAAACACAUCUCCAUUUCGAUUGUUACAGGACAUAAUGCAAAUCAACCAGCUUUGACAGGGCCUCUAUUUUUGUUCUUGUUUGUCAUCUAGUGGCCACUCAGCAGAACUACAUGUGUCAUCAUGGCGGACGAGAAAGUAAACAACACAAAAAAGAAGAGCAGCACAGACAAACAAAAACGUUUCUCAGAAACACUUAGCGCACGCACGAACAGAUUGGAAAUAUCAAUUAUUUAUCCAAACCACAAAAUCUGAGUUUUUCGUAACUUCCUGAAAAAAAACACACACACAAAACACUUCUAACUUUCUGUAAGAACAAAAAAACUUUCUGGUUUAAUUCUUUAGGCAGCACGGUGGGCGUGGCCAUGCUGAAGCAGGUGGAGCCUGGAGAUUUGGUAGCUUCUUGUGAGGCUGAUUAGCAUUAAGAAGAUUUGGAGCACAUGACGGCUGCUGAACUUCUACUCAGAUUUAGUAUUUGCUCCUUAGUCCCGUCGUGAAGACCGGUGUUCUGCUGCUGGACGGGACCUUUCAACUGACGUUCUCUACAGGAACAGAUCUUCCAGCUCAACAACCAUGAAAAUAAAUGUGAGCUGAAGACAAUAUUGGCAGGAAAAUUGGACAUGAUACCUUUAGAGGUGAUUGUUUGGAAAAUGUAUUCUGAUCAUUUACUAUUAUAUUUACAAUUCAAUUAUUUACUUUUUGACCAGCCAAACUUUCCCUUUCUCUCUCUAACAUAGGCCACAUCCUGCUUGCGUGACGAAACAUCACCUUGAAACACUUGUUAAGCUUCUUAGGAGAGGAGCAAACACCACACCUUUGCUACAGAUGGACAUAUGACGUUCUUGUAUCAUGUAUGACCUCGCUCACGUAUGACCUCGCUCACGUAUGACCUCGCUCACGUAUGACCUUGCUCACAUAUGACCUCGCUCACGUAUGACCUCGCUCAGGUAUGACCUAGCUUACGUAUGACGCCCAAGUACAACGCAUGACGCUCAAAUUUGAUGCUUAAGUAUAAAACAUCAGUAUGAUGCAUAAAUAUAACACAUAAGUAUAACCUAUGAUGCUUAAGUAUGAUGUAUGACGCUCAUUUACAACUAAUGCUUAAAUGUUAUGCCUACGUAUGUGGCUUAAGUGUGAUGCUCAAAUGGUAAAUGGUACAUGGUUGUACUUGUAUAGCGCUUUUCUACCCCUUUUUAAGGAGCCCAAAGUGCUUUGACAGUAUUUCCACAUUCACCCAUUUACACACUGAUGGCGGGAGCUGCCAUGCAAGGCGCUAACAAGUCAAGUAUAAUGUAUGAUGUUUAAGUGUAAUGUAUGAUGCUCAAGUAUGGCACUUAAGUAUGGCACUUAAGUAUAACGAAUGACACAUAAGUAUAAUGAAUGGCGCUCAAGUAUAACAUAUGACGCUCAGUUACAACGUAUGAUGCUAAAGCAUAAUGUGACACUCAAGUGUAACGUCUGACGCUCAAGUAUGACGCGUAAGUGUAAUGUAUGAUGCUCAAGUAUGGUGCUUAAGUAUAACGUAUGACACUUAAGUAUGAUGCUUAAGUUUAAUAUGACACUCAAGUAUACUGUAUGACACUUGAGCAUAACGGUAUGCUGCUCAAGUAUAGUGCAUGACACUUUAAGGGGCUGUUUGCAACUUGCUCACAGUUACAUUUUUCAAGGUAAAAAACAUAACAAGAACAACAUUGGCUAACUUGUGUCACCAUUAGUGGUUUACAAGCACAUGUUUGUUUUACAAAUGUCUAUGGUUUUCUCAAUUACUAAGUAUAUGUAAUAAAAAAAAGAGAAAAUAUGUUGUAUUUACGGCAGUCACUCACCAUGUCUCGUCAAGAAGUACUCGCAGAAAGUGCGUGCACACAUACUUAAACAGUCCAAUAGAAGCAACUAAUAAUUUGAAGUUAUGUUGUUAUGAUAAAAUAUACAUUCAUUGACCACUAACGCUAGCUAUCCAAAUUGCAUUUAUUAGCUAAAAUCAGCCAAAGCAAAUGCGCGUGCAUGUGUUACGUACGCAUGGAAUUAAGUCAUUACAUACGAGGAGUGUGUAAAAUACAUUGGAAAGUUAGCGCCUCUAGGCAUCUGUGUAAAUGUUGCAAACAGCCCCUUUUAAGUAUAACAUAUGAUGCUCAAGUAUGACACUUAAGUAUCACGCUCAAAUAUAAGGUAAUGACGCUCAAGUGUAGUGUAUGACGCUCAAGUAUAACAUAUGAUGCUCACGUAUGACACUCAAGUAUAACAUAUGAUGCUUAAAUAUACCAUAUGAUGCUCACGUAUGAAGCUCACAGAUGGAGGUUACUCACUGUUGUAGUUUUAUGUUGGAAGUUGAAUCAAUUAUGAUCAGCUGGGUGGAGCUAACAAUACUAAGGUGGAAUUUGAUUGGAGCAGACAGUCUGCCAAAAACCACCCCAUCGUGCCCUCGACUUACAAACUGAUGAUGCUGUUGCUGAGUUGCAAGGUUCCCUGUCAGAGAACCAAGAUGGAUGCCAGAACAGCGUGUGGCUGCUGGGCCCGCUGGUGACUGUGCACAUGUGAUCCAAACAUCAUGGCGGUCUGCAAAGUGACCUUCAGCAAGGCAGAGAGAGAGAAGCUCGCUGAGAUCCUCUGCUUGCUGAACUGGGUUUCGGUUGUGACCGGCGCUGCCCUCUUUUGGGUGGGCUUGUUCCUGAAAGUGGAGCUCCAAAAAUGGCAGGAAGUGAUGUCGGACCAAGACGUCUUCCAUGUACCACACAUUUUGAUCGCCACGGGCCUGGCGGCCUGCGGCAUUAACUUCCUGGGUGGCAAGAUCUGUCUGGACUGUGCUAACAGCAAGAAGUUCUUGCGCUGGAAGCUGGUCAUGAUGCCCUAUGUGGCCUGCACCUUCUUCUUCACAUUCUGCGUCCUGGUGGGGGCGCUAAUGUGCUACAGUGUGGGCGACCAGCUGCAGGAGUCGCUCUUCCUGGGACUGCGGCACGCCAUGCGCCACUACAAGGACACUGACACACCUGGUCGCUGCUAUCUGAAGAACACCCUGGACUUGCUCCAGAUCCAGUUCCAGUGCUGCGGAAACUCAGGAUACCGGGACUGGUUUCAGGUCCAGUGGAUCAGUAACCGCUACCUGAAUAUGAGCAGCAGCAGCGUAAGAAAACGUCUAAGGAGUAAUGUGGAAGGGAAGUACUUAAUGGACGGUGUUCCGUUCAGCUGUUGCAGUACUUUCUCUCCUCGCCCGUGCAUCCAACAGCAGGUCAGCAACAGCUCUGCCCACUUCAACUACGGCCCACAGAGUCAGCAACAGAACCUGUGGGGAGGGGGCUGCCGGCAAGCCUUGCUGGACCACUAUACCGGCAUCAUGCAGUCCAUAGGCGUCGGCGUGCUGCUCAUCUGGUUAUUUGAGCUUUUGGUUCUGACUGGGGUCCGUUUCCUGCAGACGGCCAUGGAAAAUGUUCUCCUUCAGGAGGAUUCCAACUCGGAGGUGGCUGGCUGGAUUCUGGAGAAUAGCCUGGCAGAAACAGCCAGAUCCAAUAUAAAGAUAAUCAAAAGCUUGGGGAAGUGUUACCAGGUGGACGACGACCCCAACCUGAAUGUCUCUACGGGGUCGCCGUCUGCCUUUCAGGGCCAGAUGCCAGGUGGACCGACAUGAAGUGGACCCCGGAGAGAUCUACAACUGACCUCCGACCCUUCCAUGAAGCAGCCAAAUGGUCGAAUGGAUCGAGUCAAACACAAGUGACCUUGUAACCUCUUUGACAAUGAUAUCGCUCACCUGCUCGUCGGUCAAUUAUUUUCAUCCAUUUAUCUUAGCCUAGUUUAAGCCAACCUUUUUUGUUGAAAAAACAUUGUGAAUGUAACUCAUAUGUCAUUUCCCUGCAAAUAAAAAAUGCCGAUUGUGAUUC